AUGGUUUCCUCCACUGCAGCUGCCGCUGCCACCUCCAAACAGACCUCGAUCAACCCCAUCUGGGCUCUUAUAACCAGAAUUUUCGUCUCUUGCAUCCCAUGCCUGCGCAUUCGCGCUUCGCCAACCCGCAAUCACCAUGGCUAUGCCAUAUACUACCCCGAAGGCAAAUCUGGCUAUCUCUUGAUCUCACAUCUGGGCACUGGCACGCAAGGCGCCGCUCUGCUGGUUCUCUCGUUGGCCGACCACCAACUUUACGUGCGAAAGCGCAAGCGCUUUCCCUGCGCACGAUUUCCCGCCGCCAACGAAGCUGAGCUCGCCCUUCCGCACAGCAACAUUCCCAUCCUUUUCUUGCAGAUACCGUACCAAGGUAUCGACCUGGACGGAGAUCCAUCGAGCACGACGGCAGAUAUUUGGCGUUAUUGCAACGGCGGCGAUCUCGCUCGUGUUAUCGACAUUUACAAGGAGAAGGUCGAGUCGGUCCCGGCGCCAAUUGUCUGGCGAUUCUUUAGGCAGUUGCUGAACGUGGUGCUGCAUAUUCAAUCUGCGAGGAUCAUUCACCGUGACAUAAAGUCAGACAAUGUGUUCCUUCACUGGACAGGUGGUAAGGAUGCCUCGUUGCCUGACUUCUUUCUGGGCGACUUCGGGAUUGCGCACCGGCUGCCCCUGGGCACAGCGGCGGGCGCCCACACGUAUGACUAUGUCGUACUGCUGGGCCUAGUCAAGCAAUUGAUGAAUCCGGCGCUGGUUGACCUCGGGAGGGUGAGAAUCCCGAGCGGCCAGGAAGGCAGUUUUGCUGCACUUGAAGGGUUCUUGGCAAAAAUGGAGGCGGCACUGUUCCGAGUGAGUGGGGAUGGGGAUUUGGGGGGGUUUGAGGCGGCAAUGAGAGCGGUGGAGAAAGAUCUGGCGGUGGAGGGACUGAAGUGGGAGGUGGAGUUGCCGGGGAUUGACUUGGGAGAGAUGAAGGUAGUGGAGGAAGGGGCAAACCCGAUCGUGUUUGAGACGAGGGAAGCUCUGUUUGGGGUGGAAAGCCAGCCGCCGGGACCAUGGCAGGUGGCAGAAGUGGAGAGGAGGGGGAAGCAGUGGGUGGUGAAGCGGGUAGAGCAAGAGAGACACCGUGAAGCAGAAGCAAUGUACUCUGCGGAUCAUAAGGGAAGAAGUUAG
Molecule: messenger RNA, 1161 nt
Organism: Cyphellophora europaea CBS 101466
Lineage: Eukaryota; Fungi; Ascomycota; Eurotiomycetes; Chaetothyriales; Cyphellophoraceae
Exons: 1
Coding region: 1-1161 (386 amino acids)
Biological process (GO): protein phosphorylation
Molecular function (GO): protein kinase activity; ATP binding
Source: RefSeq, a predicted model, not a curated record